GUAUACAAACAUCCCAAGAUGCACGGUUUUAUGGUGUAUCUAGAAAAUUUGAGCCCUUUAGCAAUAAAGACAAAGAUUUAGUUAUACAAUUUACUGUGAAACAUGAACAGAAUAUUGACUGUGGUGGUGGUUAUUUAAAAGUAUUUGACUGCAGUUUAGAUUCAAAAGAUCUUCAUGGCGAAUCACCCUACCUCAUCAUGUUUGGUCCAGAUAUCUGCGGUCCAGGCACUAAGAAAGUCCAUGUAAUUUUCAAUUACAAAGGAAAAAACUUGUUAAUUAACAAAGAUAUACGUUGCAAGGAUGAUGUUUACACGCAUCUCUACACAUUAAUUGUCAAACCAGAUAAUACCUAUAUUGUAAAAAUUGACAAUGAAAAGGUUGAAAGUGGUGAACUGGAAAAAGAUUGGGAAUUUUUACCCCCAAAGAAGAUAAAAGAUCCGGAAGCUAAAAAGCCAGAAGACUGGGAUGACAACCCAAAAAUUGAAGACACUGAAGAUAAAAAGCCAGAUGAUUGGGAUCAACCAGAAUACAUUCCUGAUCCAGAUGCUGUGAAACCAGAGGACUGGGACGAUGAAAUGGAUGGUGAAUGGGAGCCUCCUCAAAUCAAUAAUCCUGCAUUUAAAGGUGAAUGGAAACCUAGGCUCCUUGACAAUCCUAAUUACAAAGGUCCAUGGAUUCAUCCCGAAAUUGACAACCCUGAAUAUGUUCCUGAUGCAACUUUAUAUAAAUAUGAUGAAAUUUGUGGAAUUGGGUUUGAUUUAUGGCAGGUAAAAUCCGGCACGAUUUUUGACAAUGUCUUGAUUACUGAUGAUGAAUCUGAGGCAGAGAAGCAUGGCAGAGAAACUUGGGGAGCUAUCAAGGAUGAAGAGAAAAAGAUGAAAGAAAGUCAAGAUGAAGAAGAAAGAAAAUCUUCGGAAACUAAAACUGAUGAUGAAGAUGACGAAUCAGAAUCAAAUACUGUAGAUGAACCAGAUGAAAUUGUAGACAGUCAUGAUGAACUCUAGCUGUGAUUUCUUAAUGGACAAUGACAAAUAGUGAUGGAUAUUCACCUAAUAUCAUUUUUCAUUGGUAGUUCAACUUCUGUUGAAAACUGCAGCAUUUGGUGCCACAAUGGAAACUAUCUUUUGAACUUGCAUCUAAUUUUGAAAUUUCAUUACUACGUACUAUACAUUUUCACAUUAAAUGUCACCUCUGUUUUGUUAAAAUGUAAAAGUGUUUUCAAUACAUUAGGUUUGGCAGAUUUGUAAAUAUUUAUUUAAUCAUAUAAAUGUUGGAGCAUUUGUACAAAGCAACUCAUGACAAAGACUAUGUUUAUUUCUAAAGGUCUAUGUUGUGUUAAAACAGAAUAAUGCUGCGAGAGAUGUGCAAUAGUAUAUACCACUUCAUGAUUUUCAGUGAAACUGUAUUGUUCAUGUUCAUUUUAGUAGCAAUUUAUUUAAUUCCUCUUGCUAUGGAAAAAAUUCAAUUUAGUUUUGAUGAGUAUAUUUGAGGUGUACAAUUUAACAUUUUUCUGUUAUACAAACUAAAUUUUUAUUGUUAAGUUUAAAAUUAAAUUUUAAUUUCUCUUAUUCAUUUAUUUAAUGUAAAUUUUGGUUUGAAAUAUUUACUGUCACAAAAAGAAAUAAACCACUUGAACUUUAUACAAAACUACUGUAAUUUGAUUCAUUCUUAAUAAAAAGGAAAAAAGUU
Messenger RNA from Uloborus diversus, 1689 nucleotides. Its product is annotated as calreticulin-like. Gene Ontology annotation, molecular function: calcium ion binding. NCBI's taxonomy places the organism in Eukaryota, Metazoa, Arthropoda, Arachnida, Araneae, Uloboridae. The record is from RefSeq and is a predicted model, not a curated record. Gene Ontology annotation, biological process: protein folding. Gene Ontology annotation, cellular component: endoplasmic reticulum membrane; endoplasmic reticulum.